AAUUAACAGUAGACGUCGCCAGGCACCACGGCUGCCUUGUUAAAUACGUCUCUGUUUCGUCCCUCUCUCUCUUUUUCUCCUCUAUACCAGACAGCCCGCAAUAAUCCUCUCUGCUCACAGCGGGCAGCCCUCUUCCGGACCAGGGGCGGUGUCCCUCGUCACUUCAUGGAAAUGGGAUAUAUUUUUUCUGUACUGAUUCGCUUCCUGACUAUUGUAGUUGCCCGUUCACUCUCAAUAGAAACAAUCCGCUAUUCCACUGCCCGGGCGUGCCUCCGAAGUGAGCCUCCUUCUAGUUCAAGACAACCUGAAAAGCAUCGCAACAUGGCUAUCGCAAUCGCUGCCCAGGGAAUCCGCAGCUCGGUACGGCAUUUCUCAGCGCACCGCCCACGCCCAGAUACUCGUACCUCACGAUUUGUGGCUUCGUCCUGCUUGGUUUCUAUGGUGGUUCUGCCGUUCGUCCCUCCCGCACUGGAAAGCUCGCGAGAGAGAAACUCCGGCUACCCUAACAAUAAGACACGCUCUCUACCACCUCUCUGUUUCCAUGCUCGCUAGAUCAUGACGUCCUAUAUAAACACUUAUCCAGGCCAGCUAUUGCAAGCGCACUGGCUUUGUGCUGUAUCACACCAAAGCGCACUAUUAAUACCCUUUUGCAUUUUCAAGACAUGGACAGCCAGGUAACAGAGCUGGCUGCGUCAAGGCACUUUUAUACCCGCUCCAUAUGGAAGUACAGGCAUCCAUGGAUUAUCACGACAUAUACCAUUCGGCUCCUCAUG
Molecule: messenger RNA, 773 nt
Organism: Talaromyces proteolyticus
Lineage: Eukaryota; Fungi; Ascomycota; Eurotiomycetes; Eurotiales; Trichocomaceae
Exons: 3
Coding region: 166-552 (128 amino acids)
Source: RefSeq, a predicted model, not a curated record